This is a messenger RNA of Perognathus longimembris pacificus (Pacific pocket mouse), 3372 nucleotides long. It is a transcript of the gene Miga2, whose product is annotated as mitoguardin 2. The coding region runs from base 217 to 1998 and encodes 593 amino acids. The record is from RefSeq and is a predicted model, not a curated record. Gene Ontology annotation, biological process: mitochondrial fusion. NCBI's taxonomy places the organism in Eukaryota, Metazoa, Chordata, Mammalia, Rodentia, Heteromyidae. The transcript is spliced from 16 exons.
CGGCGUCAGGAUGUUUGGUUGCGGCGCUGCCGGGGAAGGAGACGCUGCCCUUCCGCAGCCAUGGGCUCCCGGUGCUGUGGAGGAACUUUCUGGUAUGUAUGGCUCUGCCCUGCCGGGGUGCAGACCGUGCCUGGAACUCGGCCAGCAACCAGCUGAAGACGUUCUUUGUGGACACUCUCGGCCCUGAGGGCCCUUGCCUGGGGUGUGGGUACUGCCAUGGCGUUCCAGCGGACCGAGGGCAUGUCCAUGAUCCAAGCCCUGGCCAUGACAGUGGCUGAGAUUCCCGUGUUCCUGUACACAACGUUUGGGCAGUCUGCCUUCUCCCAGCUGCGCCUGACGCCGGGCCUGCGGAAGGUCCUCUUUGCCACAGCUCUGGGGACCGUGGCCUUGGCCCUGGCUGCCCACCAGCUGAAGAGGCGCCGGCGGAAGAAGAAACAGGUGGGCCCCGAGGUGGGGGGCGAGCAGCUGGGCACGGUGCCCCUGCCCGUCCUCAUGGCCCGCAAGCUCCCGUCCGUCAAGAAAGGCUACUCCAGCCGCAGGGUCCAGAGUCCCAGCAGCAAAAGCAACGACACGCUGAGCGGCAUUUCCUCCAUCGAGCCCAGCAAGCGCUCGGGCUCCUCCCACAGCCUGGCCUCGAUGGUGGUGGUGAACUCCUCCAGCCCCACAGCUGCGUGCUCGGGACCGUGGGAGGCCCGGGCGAUGGAAGAGUCAGUGCCCGCCACGGACGGCAGUGCCGAGAGCCUCUAUGUGCAAGGCAUGGAGCUGUUUGAGGAGGCCCUGCAGAAGUGGGAGCAGGCGCUGACUGUGGGCCAGAGGGGGGAUGGCAGCAGUACCCCCACACCGGGGGACAACCUCCGGAACCUGGAGAUCGAGUCGGAGGCACUGUCUGAGCCGGAAUCUCAGCGCAGGGAGUUUGCAGAGAAGCUGGAGUCCCUGCUGCACCGGGCCUACCACCUGCAGGAAGAGUUCGGGUCUACCUUCCCCUCGGACAGCAUGCUGCUGGACCUCGAGAGGACCCUCAUGCUGCCCCUGACCGAGGGCUCGCUGCGCCUGCGUGCCGACGACGAGGACAGUCUGACCUCCGAGGACUCCUUCUUCUCCGCCACCGAGCUCUUUGAGUCCCUGCAGGUUAGGGAUUUUCCCAUCCCCCUGUCCAGGCCGGCCGCCGCCUAUGAGGAGGCCCUGCAGCUGGUGAAGGAGGGCCAGGUGACCUGCCGGACGCUCAGGACAGAGCUGCUGGGCUGCUUCAGUGACCAGGACUUCCUGGCCAAGCUGCACUGCGUACGGCAGGCCUUCGAGGGGCUUCUGGAGGACAAGAGCAACCAGCUGUUCUUCGGGGAGGUGGGCCGGCAGAUGGUGGCCGGCCUGAUGACCAGAGCUGAGAAGAGUCCUAAAGGCUUUCUGGAGAGCUAUGAGGAGAUGCUGAGCUAUGCACUGCGGCCCGAGACCUGGGCCACCACCCGGCUAGAGCUGGAGGGCCGUGGGGUGGUGUGUAUGAGCUUCUUCGACAUCGUGCUCGACUUCAUCCUCAUGGAUGCCUUUGAGGACCUGGAGAACCCCCCCUCUUCCGUGCUCGCUGUUCUGCGGAACCGCUGGCUGUCGGACAGCUUCAAGGAGACGGCCCUGGCCACUGCGUGCUGGUCGGUCCUGAAAGCCAAGAGGAGGCUCCUAAUGGUGCCCGACGGCUUCAUCUCCCAUUUCUACUCCGUAUCGGAGCACGUCAGCCCUGUCCUGGCCUUCGGCUUCCUUGGCCCCAAGCCCCAACUGGCCGAAGUCUGUGCUUUCUUCAAGCACCAGAUCGUGCACUACCUGAGGGACAUGUUCGACCUGGACAACGUGCGGUACACGUCAGUGCCCGCGCUGGCGGAAGACAUCCUACAGCUGUCCCGGCGCCGCAGCGACAUCCUGCUGGGCUACCUGGGGGUGCCGGCGGCCAGCAGUGUCGGCCUCAAUGGGGCACUGCCCCGGGAAAAUGGGCCCGUGGCGGAGCUGCAGUAAAGGCAGGCACGGGAGAGGAUGGCCCACGGCCUGGGCCUCGCUCAUGCGGGGCGGCCGUGAGAAGGUUGCCCCUUCCUUGGAGUUGGUGUCCAAGGGCCACAGGGGCCCAGGGCCAUAGCCAUGGGGCUCCCCACCUCAUCCGGGAACCCCAGGGCCCAGAGAGCAAACAUCCAUGGAGAGUUGCCGAGCCCCUCGGGGUACACUCGUUGUUGCCCUUGAGGUAGCGGGGAAGCUGGAGCUGCCCCGGCCUGGCCGAGAAAAAAGCAGGCACGUGGUAUGGAAAACUGAGAUGGGGAGAGCUCAGGUCCUCAGCUGUGGGACCCCCACAACUCCUAACACCUCUCCCAAGGCUGCAGGCGAGGGGGCUGGGGAGGUGAAGGCAAAGGAGAGGGGGGUGCAGACAGGUCCUGUGGGGCGGGGGUACCUGUGACCACAGGCCCCGGAUGUCAGAGGUAAGACAGAGGCAGGGACCAGCUCUUGACAGUCAGAAGCACCAAGCCAGGGCACUGUCUCCCACAUCCUCAAGCCCUUCCAAAGACCAUUGUUUCUCCCCCCACCUCUGCCACCACCAAAGAUGGGGGUGCCCCGUGCCCUCCCUGUGUCCGGAGCUCCCUGGUGGUGCUAGGCAUGGAGCUGGGGGCUCUGGCCAGGGGUCACGGAGGCCCCUGUCACUUGUGCUGCCAUUGGUGGCUCUGGGUAGGGACCAGAGCCAGGGAGGGCAGAGGAUGCGCCCAGCCCAACCACGCCCACCCUCACAGAGCAAGAACUGUGCUCAGCACUUUGCCUUCAACGCCACGCACAAACGCUCUGGAGCCGUACAGGAGCGUGAGGCUCACGCCAGUCCUGCAGACCUGUUAACCCUGUCCCAUUGCCGCAGGGGUCCUGGCAGCCCUGCAGGCCCCGUCUCUGUGUGAGACGGGGUUUUCUUUACUGCCUUAACACUGUCGGGAGGAUCGGCUCCUUCCAGAAGACUCCAGUGUUUCCUGUCUGGGGUCUAGCACUAGCUCCUGGCACAGGGCCCCCUCCCGGGAAUGGAGAGGUCUGCGGGCAGCAGGAGGACCCACUCAGGAGAGGGAGGUGCUGGGCAUGGCCGGUCCCGGAGCCUGGUCCCUAGGCUGGAGGAGCCGUGGGCAUCGGCACGGCCGAUGCCUGGAGGGAGCAGCCCCUCUCCCCACCCCCACAUUCCAUUCAUUUGCACUUUUCCCCACGCUCUGAAUGUAACCCUGGACCACAGCUCUGACUUGUCCCAGAUGGCACAGAAGGGGCAUUUUUGUUCUGUCCUGUUUACAUGUCCAUGCACUGCCUCUAGCACUCAGUCUGUUGCAGCUUCCAAGUCCGUCGUCAGCUGCGAGUCAAAUAAACCAUUGAAACGGC